AUCUAAAUUUUAUCACUCUAUCAAAUUCAAUUUUCUUACAUUCUAUACAAUAAUAACUACUACUAUUACAAUAAUAAAUAAUGUCGUCAUAUACAUCAGAAAAUUCAGAAGAAUUAAAAGAAUUAGAUUGGAUUCGUGUACAAACUAAAUUGAAUGAUGAUUAUAAAAUUGAAUCAUUAAAAGAAAGAAUGAUACGUAAAGUAAAAGAAAAUCCUAUAAUACCUUUUGGUAUUUUAGCAACUACAAGUGCUCUUUCUUAUGGUUUGUACUCUUUUUAUAUGGGAAAUACUAAAAUGUCUCAAUUAAUGAUGCGUACUCGAGUUGGAGCACAAAGUUUCACUCUUUUAGCUAUCCUUGGUGGUUGGCUUAUUAUAGGAAAAAAAAAUAAUUAAUAUAUUGUCAUUUAUUUAUUUAUUUAAUGAUUAUUAAUUAAAUAAUCAAGUAUAAAUUAAAUUUUAUUGAAUGAUAAAUAUCAUUA
Molecule: messenger RNA, 478 nt
Organism: Apis mellifera (honey bee)
Lineage: Eukaryota; Metazoa; Arthropoda; Insecta; Hymenoptera; Apidae
Product: HIG1 domain family member 2A, mitochondrial
Exons: 2
Coding region: 81-392 (103 amino acids)
Biological process (GO): mitochondrial respirasome assembly
Cellular component (GO): mitochondrion
Source: RefSeq, a predicted model, not a curated record